This is a messenger RNA of Uloborus diversus, 2220 nucleotides long. RefSeq names its product G protein-activated inward rectifier potassium channel 3-like. The record is from RefSeq and is a predicted model, not a curated record. Gene Ontology annotation, biological process: potassium ion import across plasma membrane; regulation of monoatomic ion transmembrane transport. The transcript is spliced from 8 exons. Gene Ontology annotation, molecular function: inward rectifier potassium channel activity. Lineage: Eukaryota; Metazoa; Arthropoda; Arachnida; Araneae; Uloboridae. Bases 356 to 1759 code for a protein of 467 amino acids. Gene Ontology annotation, cellular component: plasma membrane.
CUCUGACUUCGACGGGAAUUGGAAACUUUUUUAUUUUUUGAUGUUUUCGAAAGUUGAUGCGCGCUAACAAUAGUCAUUGCUUUCAUUCAUGUGUCAACCUAGCGGCUUAACCAUUUUUAUCCUCACUAUCUCUUCGGACAGAGCAGCUACGAAAGUGAAAGUUUUACUAUAAGGAAUUGUGAAUCUUAAUUUCGGAAAGGAAACUAUAAGAAAACCUUAAGAACAUGGUGAAAAGUAAGCUUGCCAGCCUUUUCUUCAAUGUAGUCCUUGGACUGAGAUAACCUCAACGAAAACACGCUACUGGGCCAUUCUAACUUAACGACUGUUUAUUUUCCGACUAGUUUUGAAGCUCGAAAUGAAAUACUUUGACCCAGACAAUGGAGCGUGGCAAGAAAUGUUGCCAGAAGAGAACCGUGCUAAGCAACAACAAGAUCUGGACGCUAUAUCCAUGUCUUCAGCAUCCAUGGUGGGAGAAAAUACUCACAGAGGUCUUUAUCGGACGAAGAGUACGUCUAGUCGAUAUUCCCUAAAAAGCAAUGGCACGGACGGAGGGGCUGGAUCUGGAAUUGUACGCCUAACAAAGGGCAUACCGGGAAGACAUCGAAAACGAGUCAUCUUGAAAAACGGAACAGUCAAUUUGUCCAAAGAACAUGUUAGUAAAAGGAGCCAGAGAUAUUUACAAGAUAUUUUCACAACCCUCGUUGACAUACAAUGGCGGUACAAUCUUCUGGUUUUCGCCUUAGGCUUUUUACUUAGUUGGCUCAUUUUCGCCCUCAUAUGGUGGCUAAUUUGCUUGGCACAUGGUGACUAUGAACACAUAGGGGACGAAAAUUGGAAUCCUUGCGUUACAGAAGUUCACUCAUUUUCGACUGCUUUUCUCUUUUCCGUGGAAACGCAGCACACCAUCGGCUACGGUUCCAGAUACAUCGCCGACGAAUGUCCAGAAGCAGUAUUCAUUCUUUGUGCUCAAUCCAUCACCGGCGUCAUGAUUCAGUGCUUCAUGGCCGGAAUAGUUUUCGCCAAGCUGUCCAGACCCAAGAAAAGGUCUCAGACUCUCAUGUUCAGCCGCUACGCUUGUGUUUGCCUCCGAGAUGGGAAGUUAUGCUUUAUGUUCAGAGUUGGAGACAUGAGAAAAUCGCAUAUCAUUGGGGCGAAGAUAAGCGCCCUAGUCAUCCGCAGGAAAACCACCGCUGAAGGAGAGGUUAUCCCGUAUUACCACACGAAACUAGACGUCCGCUUCGAUAAUGGUGGAGAUGACGUAUUCCUCAUCUGGCCAGCAACUAUUGUGCAUGAGAUUAAUGAGACGAGUCCUUUCUUUCUGAAAUCCGCUGAAGAUAUGCUCAGAGAGAGAUAUGAAGUGGUGGCCAUUCUCGAAGGGACGAUCGAGUCCACUGGGCAGUCAAUCCAAGCUCGUUCAUCCUACAUAUCUAUGGAGAUACUCUGGGGUCAUCGCUUUGAUCAGGUUGUUAGUUUUCGAAAAGAAACUGGUGAAUAUUUGGUGGAUUACAGCAAAUUCAAUGCAACCAAUGAAGUACAAACGCCACUUUGCAGUGCAAAAGACUUCAUGGACUACCAACGAAUGUUAGCUGAAGUUGCGAAAUCCCCAGCACCACUUGACAAUAGCACCACCAGUACACGUGAUUCCUACCAGCGCAGCAAUUCGUCACCGGAAGGAAGGUCUACUGGAUCUAAGGGAAUAGAAGCUACAUUGGAAACGCCACUUUUACCACCAUCAAUGCAAAUGAGCUCAGAUUGCUGACACAGAAAUAUUUUUUGUAUCACGAAGAAAUUAUUUUGACAAUCAAAGAAAAUCUUUUCAAUAAAAACUUUUACUUUUAAACCUUUUCAUCAAGUUCAAGAAACAAUAUGAGAUGAACAUAUUAUUUUGGAUGGUGAUUGUUAUUACUCCGUAGCAUAGAAAAUGCCACAAAUUUAAAAACAUUUAAUUUCCUCAGCUGUUUGUUUUUGUAAAUAAUUAUUUUAUUGCUAUGUUUUUUGCAUAUUGCUAGUGCAUAUUAUAAUAUCUAGCAUUGUUUUUUCAGUUCAACGUAUUUUUUUAGCCCACCGCCCCAUACUAAUGAAGUUUGGGGGAAGGGGUUGAGCACUCUCUUUCAAUUGAAAUAGGAAGCUAAAAUUCUUCCAGUAUAUUGCUAUCCACAAGUUAAAAAAUAUUGCGGGGUGUUUUGUUAUCUAGGAGGAACUUUUUUUUUUACAUGUAUU